AUGAAAGUCUCUUUGUCUUCGUGGCUCGCAGCAGCCUGCCUGUUUGUAACAGCUCUUGUAUUCCCUCAAAUCGGCGCCGAGCAGCUCAAGACUUAUCAAGAGUACACCAAGCGAAGCCCUGCAGCAUGCCCUUACUCCGAAGAGAAGAGGGAUACAGGCGAGUGCCCCUUCGCGAAGGAGAGGCGAGCUGCAAAGUUCGAGGCCAAGAAACAGCGCAUUAGCGUUUCUAGCAAGCAUGAGUUCCUACCUCCCAAUCUCAAAGCAGGUGAUCAAAGAGGACUCUGUCUUGGACUCAAUGCCUUGGCCAACCAUGGCUACCUUCCGGGAAACGGUGUCGCAGACAUGCAAACCAUCACCAAGGCCACUAAAGAGGUCUACGGCGUGAGCCUUGACCUCGGUGGUUUCCUCGCAGUCUAUGGCACCGUCUUCAACGGCAACCCAGUCUCCCUUAACCACGGCUACUCCAUCGGCGGUCCAAGCCGCUUCAGUCAGAAAAUUCUCAACGGUAGCGGUCUUUUCGGUACUCCAUCUGGCCUAAGCGGUAGUCAUAAUAAGUAUGAGCCUGAUAUCAGCGCCACGAGAGGAGAUCUCUACGUGACUGGCAACAACUACCACGUCAUACUCGAGCGCUUCGAGGAGUACUGGAGUGCCAUUCGCGAAAAUACUCCUGCACCUGAGCAACACUCUGCUCUUGCAUCCUUCCACUACCAGAGCUUCCAGGAGUCGGAAAAGACCAAUAGUCACUUCUUCUAUUUGCCUUUUUCUAGAGUCUUAGUCUCACCUGCUACGUAUUCCUUCCAUCCUCGCAUGAUAGCCAAUCACUCCGAUAAAUAUCCUGAAGGCUAUCUUUGGCGUGAGAUCUUUACCAGUUUCUUUGGUGUCAAAGGCAGCAAGCCUGGCAACUUCAAAGUCAACCAAGGCUGGGAGCGUAUCCCGGAGAACUGGUACCGCCGACCUGUCGAAGACGAAUUCUCCAUUCCUGACUUCCUCGUCGAUGUCUUGGAGCAUGCUGUCAAGCAUCCUUGUCUGUUGAACAUCGGCGGCAACACCGGCAAGCUGAACUCCUUCUCGGGCGUCGAUAUCGGCGAUCUCACUGGUGGCGUCUUCAAUACUGCGAUGCUGUUGAAAGGCGACAAUCUUGAGUGUUUUGUUAUGCAGAUCAUCAUGGCUGCUGCACCUGAUGUUCUUGGAAGCCAGUCCACUGAUGUGACCAAGGCGCUGACGCCGUUGGCGGACAAGCUUCGACAGCUUCUUGCUAGGAAGACUUGUCCCAAGCUGCAGAAGGUCAGCACGAAGUUGUUUUUAGAAGUUCCCUGGUUACACUGA
This is a messenger RNA of Fusarium verticillioides 7600, 1326 nucleotides long. RefSeq lists its product as hypothetical. Gene Ontology annotation, molecular function: peroxidase activity. The record is from RefSeq and is a predicted model, not a curated record. The coding region runs from base 1 to 1326 and encodes 441 amino acids. The transcript is spliced from 2 exons. Lineage: Eukaryota; Fungi; Ascomycota; Sordariomycetes; Hypocreales; Nectriaceae.